ACCAGAUAUUGUGCAUCUGAAUCCUACACUAGACUACUGAUGCAGCGAGAGAGGGGAGGAGAGAGAAAGAGGGAGGGAGGGAGAGUGUGUGACCAAAAACGAUUUCUCUCCCACACGCACAGAGAGACAGAUCUCUCUCUCUCUCCUGCAGUGGAGUGCUGGUGGCUGUUCUGGAUUCUCUGUUUUCCUCUUCUCCUCAGGGAGAAAGAUUAUUUGCUGCAGAAGCCCAGUGCAUCCGGUGGGCAUUCCUCGGAAAGUCAGACACCAUGUGAGCAGUGGCCCAGCACGACAUUAGAGGGGCAGAAUGCUGCUUCUGCGUGGGACUCUUGUGUUCUUCUCUCUUAUCAGUUCUAUCAAUGGGUUUUUCAGCUUGUAUGGGCCAAAACCGACAACCCAAACCAAGGUAGACUCCAAAGGUUGGGGCUUUUUUGGGAAUCUUCCAUCACUCAGUUUUGGAUCAUUAAAUAUUUUCAGUCAGGCUAAAGGGUCUGCCACAACAAAGGUGAGCCCGACACUUCCAGAACCAACCACACAAGACUAUACUCUGAAUUCUGAGGGCUUAACCAGCCCAAAAUACCAGCCGACCGCAACAACAAUUGAGGAAUUUCAAAGCAGCACCAUUCAGAUAGGCACUCUGCUGCCUUUAAAAUCAGAAAAACUGACAACAAAUGACUUGCUCAGGAACAAACCCCGAUUAGAUGGGACUGAACCUCCCUCUAAGCACUAUCAAAGCUAUGAUCUUGACCACUGGCCCCCCAAUAAUGGCCAAAGCACAGCGAAAACCCCACAAACGACAUCUCCCCAGAUAACUAAACCAGAAAUACAAACAUACACUGUAUCCACUGAUCAAAGUACCAGCCCCACUCAGACUGCAACACUGAGAAAGAUUACGGAAACCAUGAACCCUUACAGUGACCAAACCAUACCCACAGACACUCUGUCAACAACACCAGAACUAACGACAGCUUCAUUUCAAACCACAAAUUUCAUUACACCAGCAGACCCCAAGCCUGAAGUAUCUACCGUUCCUCUGACCACUGUCAGCACUAAACUAAACACAUUGGGGACAACAAAGAAGGCCUCGGAUCCAGAAUGGACGCCUUUUAAACCAACUAGCAAGGCUCUGGAGGGAUUUACAAGGGUAGAGAAGACCACAGGCCCAACAGAAGGGGAAAGAGUGCAAAGUUUUGGCCCAGAUCCCACUCCCACCCUGCCAGCAGGAGCAGGCUUUGCAUUGGAGGAAGGCGAUAAGGAAGUGGGGAAGAGUGCUGAUCUGACAACACAAAAGCGACACGAUGAGCUGACAACAUCAGCUAGCGCAACGACUCUCAGGAACAAAGAAAUGCCCACCACUAUGUCUGAAGACUGGCUCACAGACCUUACUCAAGAAUCUGCGCUCCCCGACUGCAAUGCGGAGCGUUCUGGAAUCUGCAGUUCAAGUGACACUUGGCCUACCACUGUCCUGAGCAACAUCAGCAAAAAUGACAGCACAACCACUGUCUCCACCAACCUCUCUCAGAGUCCAAUCCUGUUUCCAGCCCCACCUAUGUUUGUGGCACUGUAUUCUGAUUGGAACAGUGCCCUGGCAGCAUGGGGUUCAGCAUGGGAAGCACACAUUUACGGCCUGGGCACUGUGUUCUGUCUAGUCGCUUUGGUCUCCACCCUGAACCUUCUGUGCCUGCCCCUACAGUACCCAUCAGGCUGUGGCUACUUUGCUCUGGUCAGUCUCUGCCUGAUGGCCGCUGGCUGCACUAGGGCCUUUGCCCUAUUGUACGAUGCUUACGGAUACCAGGACCGCAUGGCAUCCACAGAGGCCUCGCUGUUACUUUACGAGGCACCAUUCCCCUGCAUAACUGCUGCCUUUGGCCUAGUAUUCCUGCUCCUGUCAAUGCGCUCUCGUAUGCAGCUAUCCUAUUCCGCCUUUCAAAGACCUUGUUUCCUGGCCUGCUUGGUGUUUCUGCACUUUGCUGCUGCCUUUGGACCUGUUGCAUUACUCCAUGUUGACCAGCAGGUCUACCUGUUUCUGUCCUUGAUCUCUAGAGGUGCCUUUGUGGCUCUGGCAGCUUUCCUAUCAGCUGCAUAUUUUGUGUUCUACUGCUACGUUCGCGCUGACUCCAAGCAUAUUUAUCAUCUGAACAACACAUCGCCGACACCAGCUGAACGCUACAACCGCUGCCCAUUUGCAGAAAGCCGAGAUUGGGACCGGGCAGCAGCUGCAGUGCUACUCUCUGCUGUCUUCUCUCUAGCUUGUGCGGGCCUACAACUCUAUGCCAUGCUGCAUGCUCUCGGCAUUGCUGGAAGUGCUGAGUCCUUUCGGCCUUGGCCGUGGUGGACUUUCCAAUUCAGCUGCCGAGUGUGUGAAGCAGUGGUUUGCCUCACACUGGUUCUGGUAGUUGCUCAACCAGUCUACUGCUCUGAUCAUCUUCCCCAACCAGGCAGUUGCUGGAAAGAUCUUCUUACGGCAAAGUCACCUAUCAUUCCUGGGAGCUACCAGUGGACUCUAUCCCAGCAGGAGAAGCUGGCCAUCUGCGAUCCAAUUGGGCACGGAGAGACGGAGUGCCUACCCUUGUACACAUUGGUGGAUGACCGUCUCAGCAGCUUGAAUGGCCUUGACCUUUUAUACCAUAGCAAUCGGGCAUUGGCCUAUCGUGACCUUGACCUGGACUUGCCCAACACUGGUGCCCCUUCUGUGGGUUCAUCCUGUACCAGCGACUCCACAGCAGACCUGCGCCCUCCAUCACCCAUAAAUCUGCGUCGAAGCAUUGAUGAGGCACUGUUUAGUGAGUCUCUAUUUCCCAUGAGUAUCUUCAGCCCCUUACGACCUUUCACCUCUAGUGACCGCUGCCUGAAUGGUAGAGAGACCAACUCCAGUGGUGCCCAAACCCUGAGAGACACCCUUACUCCUGAUCCAGGCUUAUACCGAACAUCUUCAUGUGUGGAAGUGCUACCCCAAUUUCCCCUUCCUUCUCAAGCCCAACCAGAUGGUCCAUCACUGGGUUUUCCUCCAUCUCCAUCUCCCUCACUGUCAUCUUCCACUUGCUGCUCAUCUCCAGAGCACUGGAGAGGCAGCUCCAGUUCCUGUUCCCUCUACAGACAGUCUCUGGGUGGAUCAUCUCUGAUUUUGUGCUCUAGUCCAGAAGGACACCAUCCACCACCCUCUACCCUCAGUGGGGGUUCCAGCCACCAAGUGGGAAGCUUACAGAGACCCUACAGAACAUUAAAGUCAGAGGAGAGUCUGGACCAGCAAUCAGAGUUUGACCAGUCUGUCCAAGAAGAAUUUAUCAGUGUGUGCAGAGAGAUUGAUGCUCUUAGCAUCUGCAGUGAGACUAUUGACCUCUAGGGGGAGACCUUUACUUUCAGACACAACCGAAUGAUGUAAUAUGAUGAUGCCAAAAGAGUUUCAGUGAUGUGAUGGGAAAGUAAUGUGCAGCUCAGGUGAUUUGGUGAGUGUUUUCCAAGGUGUCAAAACACAUUUGCUCUAUGUAGACAUACAGGAAAAAUGUUUUGUGGACCAGAACUGUGCCAAAUGUUUCAUUUUGUAGAGGUGCUUGUUGGUUUGUCAGGUAAGUUCUCCAAAGAGAUGGAUUCUGAAGUCAAUAUCCUUGUAAAGGUUUAAGAAGUGCCAUCGAUUGCCAGAAGCUUAGACGGAUUUUGUACAAAGGUUUUUUGAUUAUUGAUAAAUUUGUAAUUGUAAAAAAAAAAAAAAAAGUGUUUCAGAACUUCAACUUUUCAAUGCUAAUAGUGAUGUUUGUAUGAAUUUGUACAAAAUCCCUUUUUGGUUUAUAUGAUUAAUACUGUGAGAGUGCAAACUACUGAUAACCAUACUGUAAAACAAAUCAUAUGGACUAUAGCAUCAGAAAAUAGUUUCAAAUUAAAUGCUGUAUAACCUGCCAAAUCCAAUUUUAUAAUCUCAUAAUUUUAAAUAUUUAGAAAAGGUCUUUGUGCUUCUAGUCUUUGGUUGCACAGGUAACUUCAAGUCCCUGUUGUUUGUUUGUAACAAUGCAUUAUUAUGUUGAGGGCCUAAACAGUUUUAUCAACAGAGAGGAAAAAAACUUCUCUUUCAAGAGUCAGAGAAGGAUGAAAGUACUCUUGCAACACACUCUGCUGAUAACGUCAAACUGCGCUAUAGACUGCCAUUUUAUCCUGCUUAUAGUGUAUAUUUGAUAUGAACUACACUUAAUGAAUAAGCUGCCAGGUUUACAUCGUUUUCAAAUACUCGUAACACUGUUACUCAAUACAUAUUAAAAUGAAGAAAAGUGACUUUGUACAUUUUAUAGUGUGCAUGUUCUGAAAACAUGAACUAUGUGAGAAACUGCUGAUACAUCUAAUGUUAGUCAUUUAGAGGCUGUUGAAGAUUUUCAAUAAAUAUAUUGAAAAUUGA
Rhinichthys klamathensis goyatoka is the source of this 4381-nucleotide messenger RNA. It is a transcript of the gene prrt4b, whose product is annotated as proline rich transmembrane protein 4b. Bases 305 to 3340 code for a protein of 1011 amino acids. The record is from RefSeq and is a predicted model, not a curated record. Lineage: Eukaryota; Metazoa; Chordata; Actinopteri; Cypriniformes; Leuciscidae. The transcript has 4 exons.